Molecule: messenger RNA, 2865 nt
Organism: Linum trigynum
Lineage: Eukaryota; Viridiplantae; Streptophyta; Magnoliopsida; Malpighiales; Linaceae
Source: the annotation of a GenBank genome assembly
GACAUAUGUUGAAGUAAAUCACAUUUUAUUAAAACUGAAACAACAUUUGUGAAAUUUGAUACCUUUCACCUCGGUUUAUUCGUUUGAAAUUUAGUUAUUUAUACCUUUCCAACAUUUGUGAAAUUUGAUACCUUUCCAACAUGACAGUCCUGACUCAAAGUAGUUUGGAGUUUCGGCAAUGGAUAGCUGACAUGAAGCUAGUUCAUCAUGUUGUGCAGGGUUCUUGGUUGACUUGGUGGAAUAAGCAAGCAACAAACCCAAUAGCUAAGAGGCUUGACAGAUUCCUAGUUAGUGGAGAGUGGCUGGAUAUAUUUACUAAUAGUGUGGCUCGUACUUUAUCUCCUGGAGUAUCAGAUCAUUGUGGAUUGUUGAUGGAUUCUAGUCCAGAAGUUGAGUCUCUUCCGAAGCCUUUCAAAUAUUUCAAAAUGUGGAGGCAACAUCCAAAGUAUGAGGGGCUGGUAUUAGAAGCAUGGGAUGAGGCAACUUCAGGGGCUUAUUAUAAACAGUUUUAUAGGAAGCUAAAGUUUCUUAAGGAUAAAUUGAAAAAGUUGAAUCGAGAGAGCUAUUCUAAGAUCUCUGCUAGAGCGAGAGAGGCUGAGUUGGAGCUGGCUCACAGGCAAUCUGAAGUUUUGCUUCAUCCUAAUGAGGACAAUACUAUUCUUGAAUUGGAGCAAGCUACCAUCUGUAGUGAAUUACUGAAGGCAGAGGAGAGUCUAUAUCGCCAGAAAUCCAGGGUCAGGUAUGUUCAGGAGGGUGAUGCAAAUACAUCAUACUUUCAUCGAUUGGUGAAAGUAAGAAAUCAUAGGCAAUCUAUCAAAAGACUACUGAAGGAUGAUGGUACAGAGGUCACAACAGUAAAGGAAAUGGGGCAGUUGCAGUGGAGUUCUAUCAACAAUUAUUGGGGAACAAAGAUGUAGUUGUACAAGGCAAAACCAUUGAUUAUUAUAGAAGUUUUCUGAAGCAUACACUUGAUACAUAAGUUGCAGCUUCUCUAUUGACUCCAGUAACAAGAGAAGAAAUCAGAAAGGUUUCAAGCAUAUGCCAAAUGAUAAAGCUCCGGGGCCAGAUGGAUUUCCUGCUGAGUUCUAUAAGGGUGACUGGGCAAUAAUUGGGAAUCUGUGGAGGAGGUUGUGCUAGAGUUCUUUCGAACAGGCAUAAUGCCAAAACAGGUAAAUUCCACAAUUCUAGCUUUGAUCCCUACGCUGCCUGUAGUAGAUCGAAUGAAAAUUUUUUAGACCAAUCUCUUGUUGCAAUGUAUUGUAUUAAGGGAUAUCUAAAAUACAUGCAAAUAGGCUGGCAGUAGUUCUUCCUCUUGUUAUAGGAAAAGCACAAUCAGCUUUUGUUAAGGGUAGGCUAAGAAGUGAUAACAUCUUAAUGGCUUCUAAACUAGUAAAGGAUUAUCACAAAAGUCUAUAUCCUCGAGAUGCGUGUUGAAAAUUGAUUUAAUGAAGGCCUUUGCAUCUAUUGAUUGUGAAUUUUUGUUUAAAGUCCUCUUAGGUAUGAACUUCCCAGCAGAGUUUGUUCAGUUAUUGGAAGCGUGUGUUAGAACACCUAUGUUGAGUGUCUGUUUUAAUGGUGGACUGUGUGGAUACUUUCCUGCUUGUAAAGGGCUUCGUCAAGGGGAUCCCCUGUCGCGCUACUUAUUUACAGUUGCAAAAGAGUUUUUCUCUUGUCUCUUACAUAAUGCCGUCAUCACAAAUCAAGUGCCCUACCACCCUCGAUGCAAGUCUUUAGAGAUUUCUCAUCUGUGUUUCGCGGAUGAUCUAUUAGUCUUCACUAAUGGUUCAGUCAGGGGAGUAAUGGGGAUUAGGAGCUUGCUUGAUGGUUUUUAUAGAGAUUUUGGUUUAAGGUGCAAUGUUGAGAAGUGCCAACUGUUUUGUGCGGGGAUACCAGAUGAAGAGAAGAGUAUGAUAUUGAGGGUAAUAGGAUUUCCAUUAGAUGAGCUGCCUGUCAGAUAUCUUGGUGUCCCUCUUAUCACUUGGAAACUUUCAUCCACAGAUUGCAAGCUGUUGGUGGAUAAGAUAACAACAAGAAUUACAACAUGGCAAGCACACCUCUAGAGUUAUGUUGGAAUACUGCAGCUUAUUUCUUCUGUUGUCACCAGCACAAUGCAAAACUGGAUGUCCCUAUUAUUACUACUAAUGAAGGUAUUGAAAGAGGUGGAGAUGUUAUGUAACAGAUUCUUAUGGGGAGAAGGGAGUUUGGAAAAGAUGAAAAGAGCACUGGUUUCUUGGGAGAAGGUGGCUAGGCUCAAGGCAGAAGGGGGUCUUGGUAUCAGAGACUUCAAAUCAUGGAACAAAGCGUGUGUGAUACGUCAUCUGUGGAAUCUCCUUGCAGAGGCAUGGUCAUUAUGGGUGGCUUGGAUACUUAAGUACAAAGUUAAGCAUCAAUCCAUAUGGACUUUGUCUGGGUCUUUAGGUUCCUGGAUUUGGCGUCGUAUCUUGAAGUGCAGAAGCCUGGCUCAACCUUAUUUUUCUGGAGUAGGAGCUACAUUGGCAUGGGAAGGUAAUAAUCUUGCUCAUUACUCUGUUAAAACUGUCUGGAAUUCAAUCCGUCCUACUUUCCAUACGGUUGACUGGAGUGAAGCUGUGUGGGGAAAGCCGUUUAUACCAAAGCACAGCUUUCUUGUAUGGCUUAUUAUUCUGGACAGAAUCACCACAAAAGACAAGUUAUUGAAAUGGGGGAUAAUAGCUGAUAGGAGUUGUGUGUUGUGCCCUGGUGGAGAGGAAACAAGUGACCAUCUGUUUGUUAACUGUUCUUAUAGCAGGAGUGUGAUUACAACCAUGUUGCAGAAGAUAACACUGGUACCAGGGGCAAAAAGAUUCUGGUCAAGGCAGUCGGAUAAAACAAAGUUGGUAAGGUUGU